This is a messenger RNA of Henningerozyma blattae CBS 6284, 807 nucleotides long. It is a transcript of the gene PCL1, whose product is annotated as Pcl1p. NCBI's taxonomy places the organism in Eukaryota, Fungi, Ascomycota, Saccharomycetes, Saccharomycetales, Saccharomycetaceae. Gene Ontology annotation, molecular function: protein kinase binding; cyclin-dependent protein serine/threonine kinase regulator activity. Gene Ontology annotation, cellular component: cyclin-dependent protein kinase holoenzyme complex; nucleus. The transcript has a single exon. Gene Ontology annotation, biological process: regulation of cyclin-dependent protein serine/threonine kinase activity. Bases 1 to 807 code for a protein of 268 amino acids. The record is from RefSeq and is a predicted model, not a curated record.
AUGUCAUAUUCUAAAGCGUUACGUAUAUUGAUGAACUCGCCUGUUUCGAAAGGAAUGAUCACUCAUUUGACAAAUAUCACAUUGAAAGUAUUGCCCAUCUCUAAUUGUUCUUCUGAAUCUGGAUUGAACAUUCCAUCGUUACAAACCUUCAUUACAAGAUUGGUGAACUAUACCAAUGUUCCCUCGGGGACUUUACUUACCACUGCUGUGUAUUUGAAUCGAUUGAAACAACUAUUACCUGCUGAAGCGUCUGGGAUUCAAUCCACACGUCAUCGUAUUUUUUUAGCGUGUUUGAUCUUGAGCGCCAAGUAUAAUAAUGAUUCGUCGCCGUUGAAUAUCCAUUGGAUGAACCAUACUAACGAUUUAUUUUGUUUGAAUGAUAUCAAUUUAAUGGAACGUCAAUUGUUGAAACUGUUAAAUUGGGAUCUGUCCAUCACGGAACAUGAUUUGAUCAAAGAUUUGAAAAAUUUGAUCCAGCCAAUUGUGGUGGAUUUGGAAACCACGAAAAACAUUUGGUCAUUGUACCAUCACCAACACCUCCACGGCAACAUGGGCACAAAGAAGAGCUACGGAUCGCUACAGAACACAUGCGAGAUGGAUCCAUUGAGAUCUGUGUCUCCCGUGUCGUCGAUACGGUCUAUUUCUCCGGUAUCUGUGAGAUCAAUUUCACCAACCUCUGCCAGAUCAAUUUCACCAGUCUCGAUGCAAAGCCUUUCGCCAUACCCGAAUACGUCAUACAUGAGAGACUCGCUGGAAUGUCAGUACCAGCAGCUCCUACAGCAUUCACAGUCGCAGCACACAAACUAG